This is a messenger RNA of Plectropomus leopardus (leopard coralgrouper), 2933 nucleotides long. Lineage: Eukaryota; Metazoa; Chordata; Actinopteri; Perciformes; Serranidae. The record is from RefSeq and is a predicted model, not a curated record.
GCAGCAGCAGCAGCAGCAGCAGCAGCAGCAGCAGCAGCUCCGUGCCUUGUUGAAAUGUCCAGAGGAGGCGGCGCAUGCAGCGGCCUCGCAGCGCCACAGGGGCCGCCAAGUAGUUGAGGAUACUCGGACACAGUUUGUGAACGACAGCCGCUGCAUGUUUGUGUUUUUGCCGAGGCUGUAGCCACUUUUUAUUUUGAAUGGAAUGAGAGGCGCGUGUUCGGCUGUUAAAAUGGGAUUGUUUUUGCACGCGGUUGGCUCUGUCACCCCUCCCGAGUCCGCAGCAGACAGGGGCUUUUCUUGCUGUUCUCUCCCUGCCUCACACUCAACACACACGUCUCACCACUCUGUACGACGUAUUAUCACGCAGCGGCCCCAGCUAGGAGCUCGCCCUCCGCUGCUGCUUGGAAAUUUCCGUAGAGCAAUUCUUGUCCACUGUUUGGGCCUGGAUUGGAGUGGGAGCCUCCUGCACUGUGAAGGUGUCAACAACCAGAGUUACAUCUGUGAGUCGGGACACUGCUGCGGGGAGUCUCAGUGCUGCAGUUACUACUACGAGCUUUGGUGGUUUUGGUUGGUUUGGGCAAUCAUCUUUAUUUUGAGCUGCUGCUGCGUGUGUCACCAUCGCCGCACCAAACAUCGACUGCAGCAGCAACAACGGCAGCACGAGAUCAACCUCAUCGCUUACCGCGAAGCACACAACUACCCCUCUGUGCCCUUCUACUUCAGGUUUCUGCCAAACUACCUCCUGCCUGAUUAUGAAGAGGUGGUCAAUCGGCCACCGACUCCUCCCCCUCCCUACAGUGCCUUACACACAGGCCCAUCCUCAGUGGCUUCUAGUCCACUGGAUCCUGAGCAGCAGGAGGGACACUGUCCAGCCAUCCAGCCCACUGCAGUGGCCCCGGUCUCUGACAGUCUGUGCUGCAGACCCAGCAUAGAGGAACCACAACCCCCCACCUUAGACUUUAGGCCAAAGCCUGAUAACAAGCCCAUGCAGACAGCACAAGAGUCAGGCGUGAUACUGCUGUCAGACCACCUCAACAGUGAGGGACUUACCAGCCAGGAGAAAAGAAGUGGAAGUGGGGACGACUCCUGCAAGGAUCCCCUGCUGAAGGACUUGUCGGAGGGUUCUGCUGAGGACAAAGACCGACUCCCCAAUGGGAGAAGGAGGCGAUUUACAGGGGACUCUGGGAUUGAGGUGUGUGUGUGUGGCACACGUGGGAGCAACAGUUUUAGCGGAGCUGGAGGGACAGGCCAGGAAGGCAAGGAGUUGAGAGAGCUAGAGCGCCUGCUGGGACGAGAGGGAGAUGAAGAGGAGGAAGAGGGGGAAGAGGAGGCAGGCGACUUCUGUGACAGCUGCGGCCAUCGAGCCUCCUUCAGUGCGGAGGAGGAGCAGGCGCUGGGCGGGCUGGAGAGGAGGGUCGCACGUGGACCACCAGGAGCUCCUCAGCCGGCUCACCAGAUCGGCAGCGCCUCGCUCCACCCUCCAGUGUGCCUCCUCCUCCACACCAUCAAUGAGCAGGAGGGACCGCACCACAGCAGCAGCACUGAGCCGCAGGGGUGAACCACAAUCAACACACCUAUCAGAGAGGGAAGGAGAGAGCACUUGAGACAGAGCAUGGAGGCAAGCGCUUUUGUAUCAGAGCAAGUUUGUUGUGUUUAAAUACUUUCAGAUUGAGUAUUUUUAUGAUUGUGUGCAUCUUAGAUAAAACAGGUGUGGGAGAAGGAAGUGGCAUCUCAACUGAAUAUGAUUGAGAUCCAAAGGUUGAGAGAGCUUGCUUGACUCCACACUGGAACAGUGGCCUUAACCUGUGUAUGUUCGGGCAGUACAAGCCCUUUAACAGCCUGUGGCAACUGAGACUUCUCACAUUGCUCACGCACACACACACACACGCACACAGGGUCUUUCAGUUUUUCCUCUCAUGCAACAAAAGCUACAGAUACACAGUCAAAGACGUGAUCGCUGAGGCUGUGACGUCAGGACACGACGUUCACUGCCCAGGCUAAAAGCAGCUCUUCUCACCGGGUGCUUGCAACAAUUCUGCAAAGCUGUUCUCUGCAGGCAGGAAACCACGUAGAAUUAAAAAAAAAAAAAAAACAGCAGGAACUUUUUGGAUGAGUGCAAUGUGGAUUUGCCACAGUGUGUGCUUAUGCAAACUGAUACUGUAGGGACAUUAGUACAAGACUGUGUGGGACAUCCCAUUAGAGUCAGAUUCAUACUUCUUAAGUGCUUUUUGCAGCAAUUAAAAACCGCUCUGCCUUGUGUCCGUUUUUGUUGCUCUCUAUCUGCCCCGCUAGUGAUAAGGAAGUGUAAGUGCAUUUACAAAUCUUCAUGUGAGCAGUUCCUAUUUUGCACAAAGUGUAUUUAUCUUUAUACAUGAAGUCUUUAGUUGAAGAAUAAAAUCAAAACAGAAAUUGCUUUAAUUAAUUCAGUCUUAAAUUGCAGUACAUGAUUAGGAUUUUGUUGCAACAUCUGUAAGAAAUGGACGUCUGUGAAUUGUUAGUAGGGAGUGCAACAGAUUCAUUUAGUACACAAUCUUUUUUUUUAGAUUAAUUUAAAUAAUGUUUGUAGUUUGUGUCAACCAAAAAAGCAGAACUUUGAUGAACAAUGAUUUCAGUGAGACCAUUAUAAAGCAGGUAUUAAAACAAAAACAAACAAACAAAAAAAACUUCUUAGAGAUUAAAACUGAGAUGGGCAACGUCAGACCUCAAACUUUUGUGCUAGUCGCCUCAGUAGAUUACCACCUUCACCAGCUAUACAGAAUAAAAACAUUUACACUCUUUGUAUUGGAUUUUCAUAGUAGCACAUUUGACCAUGCUUUUGAUGUGGUAUUCAUAAAUAAACAUUUUUAGCAGCUUCCUAAAGGGUUCAAAAAGGUUGAUUUCAGUCAACUGGACUAAAUAUGGCUUGUAAACUGUUUUUUACCAAUGGAUGACUC